Helianthus annuus (common sunflower) is the source of this 885-nucleotide messenger RNA. Lineage: Eukaryota; Viridiplantae; Streptophyta; Magnoliopsida; Asterales; Asteraceae. The record is from the annotation of a RefSeq genome assembly.
AUGGUCCAACUACAUAACUUUUUCUUUUUCAUUACUUCCAUGGUCGUGCCUCGUGGCACGGCAGCACCCGUACUAUUGAAAUGGUUCGUCAGUAGAGAUGUUUCCACAGGUGCCCCUUCUUCUAAUGGUACUAUAAUUCCUAUUCUUAUCCCUUCAGUCUCUCUUUUGGUCUAUCUACAUUCCAGGAAAUUCAUACGCUCCACGGACGGAGCAAAAAGCGGAGUCUUCAUUAUAGCGAGCCAACCUAUUCUAUUACCAGACAUCCUUGGGAGAAGCUCAUCCGAAACUAGAGCUAGAAAGGCCUUAUUUCGUUUCGUUCCUGUUCUUCAUUUCCUUCUUAUCGAAAAAAAGGGGGAUUUCUCAUAUUUAGAAUCUUUCUGCGGUGUGCUCCGUUUACUAUUCUUUCGUACUUUUUUCUCUUUACCACGCGAUAGGUCAGCGAAGCGUGAGCGGGCGCGGAGAAGGAAAGGCCAAAGACUUCGGCCUAACGGGAAUGAGCAAGGACGAAAUGACAAGAUGAGGUGCCCUGGCCACCUCCAUUUAGAAAGAAGGGUCGAAGUUUUUGGGCCUGUAGCUUUACCCGUCCCCCCUUCGUCGGGUGCUGCUUGUGUGGGGAGUGCGCCACCAGAAAUCGGGCUUGAAGCUCUCACCUUACCAACGAGCCGACAGCUGAUGGCUGUUGGUCACGACUACUACAAAAAAGCUCCAAUGAAGAUGAAUAUUUCACAUGGAGGAGUGUGCAUCUUUAUAUUGGGUGUUCUUCUGUCGUGCGACCCGGCGGCUUAUGUGCGACCUGUGGCCCACGCCUCCUAUUUGUUCAGGGCGGGCGGCGUGAACUCUGAUUCGAUCCGGGUAUUCAAUCCCGCCGCUGAGAUGCUCAGUUGA